CUGGGGGGGUACGAUAAGCUAAGCUAAAAAGUUCCUCUCCCUAGCUCUCUCUAACCAUGGCACUUAUGGCCAUAGCAAUUGUAGCCAUCAGCUUUCUCACCUAUGAAGUAGGCAUUGUUCUUGGGGACAUUGGCACUGCUACUUCGUAUAAUCCUCCCUAUCUACCUACCAAGUGUCAUGGUAAUCGACAGGAUCAAUUCCCACCAGAAAACUUGUUUGUUUCUGUGAGUGAAGAUUUGUGGGAUAAUGGCGCUGCCUGUGGAAGGCGUUACAGGUUGAGGUGCCUAAGUGCAACUAACAGACCAUGCAAGGAUGGGACUACUGAGGUUACGGUGGUGGAUUUCUGCAGAAAAUCACCAUGCCCUUCUACUAUUCUCUUGCCAGGUGAUGCCUUUUCUGCUGUAUCACACUCUCCAUCCGCAAAAAUCAAUGUUGAAUACAUCCAGAUAUGAUGGUACGAUCGAGAUAUGUUGCUGAACUGUAUCAAGCAAUCCGAUUGGAUAGAAGUGAGGGGAAAAUGGUGUUUCUGAUGUUAGAAGUUUUUUGACAUUAGUUUGUACUUGAGUUCUCAUUAUUCCAUGUUGUAGUAUGAAGUGAGGAGAAAUUUUGCUCAAUCUCUUCAAUUAUUUUAUGUGUUGUUCGCUUGCGUGUUUUCUUUUUGCUUUAUCAUAACAAAAAAACUAAAAGAUUUGAUGAUUCAACUGUUCAUUCACAGUUAUGCAUUGUGGACUCGUACAAUGAACUCAGUUUUUCUUUGAUUGUGUUCAUAUA
Molecule: messenger RNA, 771 nt
Organism: Populus nigra (black poplar)
Lineage: Eukaryota; Viridiplantae; Streptophyta; Magnoliopsida; Malpighiales; Salicaceae
Product: EG45-like domain containing protein 2
Exons: 3
Coding region: 57-452 (131 amino acids)
Source: RefSeq, a predicted model, not a curated record